GGACCUUAUCAGUAAGGUUUAAACACGGGGAGGCAAAAACGCAAAACCACCAUCCCCAAUAGACUCGGAGCCAAUUCCAUGGCUGCUGCUACUGCUCUCCAUGCGUUUCCAAUGAAGGUUAAAGCUUCAUGGGAUACACAUGAUAGACUUCCUUACAAUCCCCACCGUACUUACCCCAAAAAUCCUAACAGUCUUACCCCUGCCAAUUUAAGCACAGAACAAAACCUAAAAUCUAACUCGACAGAUCGUAAUUUGAUAUCUGUUUCAGCCCUUCUUAGUCGCAAAUCUCCAAGCCCAAGUCAAGCGCGCUUGGAAGAAACGUAUCUGGGCUACGACACAUGGAUGCCGAGUGCCCCAAAAGUGGAAAAACCUCGCUCGACGUACAAUGCUGCCUCGCUAGCAUACAUUGGAGAUUGCAUAUACGAGCUAUAUGCCCGCAGGCAUUUUUUAUUUCCACCGAUGAGUAUUGAAGAAUAUAAUGAUCGUGUUAUGGCUGUUGUGCGCUGCGAAGCCCAAGAUGCAAUGCUCCACAAACUAAUGAAAGACAAAGUUCUAUCAGAAGAAGAGAGGGAUGUUCUUCGGUGGGGAAAAAAUAUUUCUUCAUCCAAAACACGGACUAAAAAACGUGCUGGUGUAGCUGUUUACAACAGAGCAUCAUCUUUAGAAACACUGAUUGGUUAUCUAUACCUUACAAAAGUUGAACGUCUAGAAGAGAUCAUGCAAAAGCUAGGAUUUUCAACCGGUAUUUCCUCACAGAUGAUUCUAGAAGAAGCAAGCGUUACUGAAAAUAUUGAUUUAGGCAAAUGAUGUUAAUUAGUGAGUACACAUGUUUGAUGAGGUGGAUGUAGAGGAGCGAUCAUCAAUCUCUGCUUAUGUGGAGACACCGUUUUUGAUCGUGUAAGCUUUUAGUGUCAGAAGAUCGGUAUAUUGUAUACGAACAACUUUGGUAUGAGAAUUUUUCAGAAGGUCUUGUGAUUAAUUAUGAAAAUAUGUAGUUCCAUGUGUUUUGACUUUUGAUUAAGUUAUAGAGUU
Molecule: messenger RNA, 1032 nt
Organism: Lactuca virosa
Lineage: Eukaryota; Viridiplantae; Streptophyta; Magnoliopsida; Asterales; Asteraceae
Source: the annotation of a GenBank genome assembly